Messenger RNA from Cantharellus anzutake, 1623 nucleotides. RefSeq names its product kinase-like domain-containing protein. The record is from RefSeq and is a predicted model, not a curated record. Gene Ontology annotation, cellular component: nucleus; cytoplasm; site of double-strand break. The coding region runs from base 94 to 1536 and encodes 480 amino acids. Lineage: Eukaryota; Fungi; Basidiomycota; Agaricomycetes; Cantharellales; Hydnaceae. Gene Ontology annotation, molecular function: protein kinase activity; ATP binding. The transcript has 11 exons. Gene Ontology annotation, biological process: protein phosphorylation; mitotic G2 DNA damage checkpoint signaling.
GAACGCGGUACGCGUCUUGGCCAAUUAGCACAAUUACAGUUCUUGUUUCCCUUUCCUGUCGCUUGCUUGCUUGAUUUCAAAGUUAUAACAGUAAUGUCCAAAAAGGAUCUCGUUUAUCCGGAAGUUCGAGGAUUUGAACUGCAAGAAGUUAUCGGCGAGGGGGGCUUUUCAAAAGUCUUCAGAGCUAUCGACUAUUCCAUUGGCAUGGUUGCUGCGUGCAAAGUGGUCUCGCUCAACAGUUCGACAAGUCAAGGUCAUAGGAAGGAGCUACAUAAAGAGAUCAAAGUUCAUUCUCAACUGAGGCAUGAUAACAUCUUGAGCUUCAUUGCAUCGUUGGUUAUCGAGGAUGAUGGCACGUCGCCUUACGUGCCAGCCGUGUAUAUGGUUCUGGAAUUCGCCAGCGGGGGCGACCUAUUCGAUAAGAUAGCACCCGAUUAUGGCGUGGAAGAGGACUUGGCUCAUUUCUACUUCAACCAACUCAUUGAUGCUCUGGAAUACAUACACGGCAUUGGUGUUUGUCACCGCGACCUGAAACCAGAGAAUAUCCUCCUCGAUGCUCUUGGGAUGCUCAAGUUAUCCGACUUCGGGUUGUGUUCAGUUUACAAACAUAAGGGAAACGAAAGGACGCUCUCCGAGCGAUGUGGUUCCCUUCCAUACGUCGCACCAGAGUUGAAGAACACAAACCAACCGUAUAGAGGAGAACCUAUAGAUGUGUGGGGAGCAGGAGUGAUACUUUUUACGCUUCUUGUCGGAAAUACACCUUGGGACGAGCCCUCCACCAGUAGCUCAGAGUAUGUGGCGUUCCUAUCUGGGGAGAUACUCCAUACGGAUCCUUGGAAUCGCAUUCCAAGAGAGCCAUUGUCACUCCUCAUGAAAAUGUUGGUCAUUGAUCCAAACAGGCGCAUAUCUCUUGAUGAAGCAUCUUCACAUCCGUGGAGUCAGAGAGCAAAUCAUUUAACACGAGAUCGUCCGGGCGACCUUGCGGAUCGGCUGGCGGAUUCGCUUCGACGGACGGGGGAUCUGGCUAUCGCUGAGCCAGACAUGGUCGAUUUGUUAGAGCUUUUCUGCGGCAUUUGCUGCAUGAUGCUGAAUGCACCAACUUUCACAUCCAGGUCUCGACCCGUGGACGAGGAUCAAGUGAUGCUAACGGCGAAUAUGACCCAAUUCACUCAAACAUUACAAUUAUUCACCCAAACUCAAAAUGGGGCACGUUACGAUCCCCAUCUCACUCGCUUCUACGCUUCUGUUCCCCCUCAAGAUCUACUGUCUUUCAUUAUAACUGCGAUUGAUAGGUUUGGCAUCAAAUAUAGGAUGAGAAGCUCUGGCUGUGCUGUACGAGUCGGCGGCCACGAUCGUCGAAAGGAGGUUUUCAAGGGUGUUAUUGAGGUUGAACAGUUCAUCUGGAACGACAGCGAGGGAAGCCGUUGUGUAAUGAGAAGGGAACAGGGAAAUCCAACGGAAUGGAGACGUCUAUGGAAGGAUAUCAUUAAUGCACCAGAAGUAGAUCCCUACGUCCUUCGACGUCGCAGCCAGUAGAUGCUUAAUCUUUAUGUUUAUUUAUUCUAUCUUGGGUUUCUAGUUAACAGAUGCAAGUUUACAGAUGAUAAAUAUAGUUUGAAAGCC